GCAGACAGGGAGGGACGGAGGGAGCUGCUCUGAGCUGCUCUCUCCUCCCUUUGAGCUUCCCAGUGCUCUGCCUGUGCCGAGGCCUGAGGCAUGGGGACCAGGGGAUGGAUGCUCUCCGCCUUCCUGGGAUGCUGCGCGUGGAUUCUGCAAGGGCUCGGGGCUGUUGUUGCUGUCCCCAUCACUACCGAUGUGCCCUUUACUGAGGGGACAGCUUUCCCCAUGACAACAGAGGACAAGUGGCCCCGUGCUGCCCUCCCUGCAGCGAUGAGCACCAUGGCAGCUGACACUGAGACCUUCCCUCCCUGGACUGAGACAGACCCAGUGACGGUGACAAGUGAAUAUGGCUCUUCAGUGCCAGCUUUGGUGAAUGGGACCAAGGCUCCUAACACAACCCAGAGUACUGAGGGAAUUUCAGCUGCUCCCAAGCCAGCCACUGCUGCCACCAUCACCACACAGCACCCCGCUGUCACCCCAGAAGCAAUGCAGGACGAACUAGAGGCCACUCCUGAUGUCCCUCUGGCAACCACCCCUGUCCUCGAGGAUGUGAAGGAGGACGUCCUUGCAGACAGAGGAGAAGACACAGACCUCAGUACUGCCACUGCAUCCCUCCACACCACCUCUCCACUGGCAGUCACCUGGGUGCCAGAGCCAACUGCUGGUGUCACUGUGCUGCUGAGCCAAGGGCUGACCACAGCCAAGGAGGAAGCUACUCAAAGUGAAGCCAGUGCCAGCUCCUCCUCGGGCCCCAGUCCUGAUGCUGGGGAGCUGCUUCCAACCCAGCAGGAUGGAGCAGUGGGUGGGGUUGAGGGAUUCAACCCAGAGCCAGCAGGAGAAAUGGCCCCAGCUGGUGAGGAAAGUCCCUUGGCUUCAGAAUCUGGAGAUCCAGGAGAGACAAUAAAUGGUGAAUUCAGCACAGCCAACUCAUCCCACCUACCUCCAGAGAGCCCGGUGAUAUCAGGAACAGUGGAGAACCCUGGGAAGUCCUCCCUCCUCCCUGGCCAGGCACUGAACCCAGACACUUCACUGACACCAUCCAAUGGUGGGGAUGGGGACGGGCAGGGAGUUCCCGGGGUGUCAUCAGACACUUCUGGUUCAGCCUUGUCACCUGCAGCCAGCAGGGCACCAGUGGCACCUGAGGAAACAGAGGACACUGCCACCUCACUGCCCGCCCUAGGGCUUCCCACUGAUGCACAGAGUGACACGAAUCUCCCAGUCUCAGCCACUGCACUGCCCACAGGGAAUGUGGGAGCUGUGGAUCUGGCCAGUCCAUCCCUCCAGCCUGCCCCAUGGCAGACCCCCACUGGAGAACAGCCACUGCUGCUUCCUGAUGCUCUGACAUCCCCCACAGACACCCCCAGUGCUCCCGGGGCUGCUUACCCAGCCCCAGAGGCUGAAGCCAGCACCCUGCCUGAAGCUGAUGGUGAAGCAGAGACACCAGCAAGUCCUGACCUCGCUACUGGCCCAGAAGCAGCCGUGUCUCCAUCUCUUGGGGAGGCACAGACAGCAGGGAUGCCAGCUGCAGCUCCCCAGGAAGCCGAUGGACUUGGCACUGGCUUGAGUUCAGACUCAGAUGCCCCCAGCCCAGCCCCUUUUGUACCUGAUGGGCUGGCGUGGCCCACUGCUGGGAUCCAGGGUCAAGGAGCUGAGGGGGUAGGGGACGUGGCACAGGCAGGAGGUCCAGGGGAUGCCAGUCCCCAUGAAGACACCCAGAGUGACAUGAGUCCCCCAGCCCUUCAGCCCUCAGUAUCUCCUGCUGAUAAUGGAGAACUGCUGCCUGGAGGAACAGAACACUUGGCAAAUGCUGAACUUUCCUCUCCAUCAGCACUUGGGGAUGGAACAGAAGCAGGAGGAGCCCCAGCACUGGGACAAGUGUCCUCACUUGGUCCUGCACCUCCCAGCAAUGCUGGUAUGGGGCCUGAUCUGUCAGGAGCUGAAGGAUCAGGGGACCUGCCUGGUGAAUCUGCCAGUGCUCCUGGGGCUGGCCCUGUGUCUGAGGCAGAGACAUCGGUGAGCCCUGACCUCGGUGCUGCCCAGGGAGCACCUGGGUCUCCAUCCUCUGGUGGGUCACAGCCAUGGGGAACAGCAGCUGGUGCUCCCGUGGGAUCAGGUCUCCCUGGAGCUGAAGGGCCAGACACCGACUCGACUUCAGCAUGGGACACCCCCAGCUCAGCAGUUCAUGGACCUGUAGGACCCCCAUCACCUGGCCUUGGGGACCAGCCUGGCACAAAUGAGGGACUGCCAGCAGCAGAAGAGCAAGGAGGCAGCACGGCAGAGGCAGCACGGGAAGGAGCAGGCAGUGGGAUUGAGUCUGAGCCAUCCCUGAGCUCCAGUGCAGGGAAUGGAAUAGCAGCUGGGAUGGAUCAGCUGCCCGGCACUGGUUCCCCAUCUGCUAUUGCCUCUCCCGGUGAUGUGGUGGCACCUUCUGUGUCAAGGGGUGAUGAAGUGGGACCCAUCUCAUCUGCAGCUCCUGGCCCUGACAGUCUGUCCCCAGCCUCUCCAGAUGGUGAAACUGGCCCAGGGCUUGGUCUGGUGGAGGGGGCUGAGAGUGCAGGGAAUGUGGAACAGACAGGAAACCCAGAGAGUGAAAAUCCUGACAUGGAGACAAGUCCUUCAGCUGUCAGCCCUGAGCAGGACCUCACUAACACCGGAGAGCUGCCAGCAGAAGAUACAGGGGAUAUGGUAAAUGCUGAACUUUCCUCUCCAUCAGCACUUGGGGAUGGAACAGAAGCAGGAGGAGCUCCAGCACUGGGACAAGUGUCCUCACUUGGUCCUGCACCUCCCAGCAAUGCUGGUAUGGGGCCUGAUCUGUCAGGAGCUGAAGGAUCAGGGGACCUGCCUGGUGAAUCUGCCAGUGCUCCUGGGGCUGGCCCUGUGUCUGAGGCAGAGACAUCGGUGAGCCCUGACCUUGGUGCUGCCCAGGGAGCACCUGGGUCUCCAUCCUCUGGUGGGUCACAGCCAUGGGGAACAGCAGCUGGUGCUCCCGUGGGAUCAGGUCUCCCUGGAGCUGAAGGGCCAGACACCGACUCGACUUCAGCAUGGGACACCCCCAGCUCAGCAGUUCAUGGACCUGUAGGACCCCCAUCACCUGGCCUUGGGGACCAGCCUGGCACAAAUGAGGGACUGCCAGCAGCAGAAGAGCAAGGAGGCAGCACGGCAGAGGCAGCACGGGAAGGAGCAGGCAGUGGGAUUGAGUCUGAGCCAUCCCUGAGCUCCAGUGCAGGGAAUGGAAUAGCAGCUGGGAUGGAUCAGCUGCCCGGCACUGGUUCCCCAUCUGCUAUUGCCUCUCCCGGUGAUGUGGUGGCACCUUCUGUGUCAAGGGGUGAUGAAGUGGGACCCAUCUCAUCUGCAGCUCCUGGCCCUGACAGUCUGUCCCCAGCCUCUCCAGGUGGUGAAACCGGCCCAGGGCUUGGUCUGGUGGAGGGGGCUGAGAGUGCAGGGAACGUGGAUCAGACAGGAAACCCAGAGGGUGAAAAUCCUGACAUGGAGACAAGUCCUUCAGCUGUCAGCCCUGAGCAGGACCUCACUAACACCGGAGAGCUGCCAGCAGAAGACACAGGGGAUAUGGUAAAUGCUGAACUUUCCUCUCCAUCGGCACUUGGGGAUGGAACAGGAACAGGAGGAGCCCCAGCACUGGGACAAAUGUCCUCGCCUGGUCUUGCACCUUCCAGCAAUGCUGGAAUGGAGUCUGAUCUGUCAGGAGCUGAAGGACCAAGGGACCUGCCUGGUGAAUCUGCCAGUGCUCCUGGGGCUGUUUUCCCACCCCUGGGGUCUGUGGCUGGCCCUGUGUCUGAGGCAGAGACAUCGGUGAGCCCUGACCUUGGUGCUGCCCAGGGAGCACCUGGGUCUCCAUCCUCUGGUGGGUCACAGCCAUGGGGAACAGCAGCUGGUGCUCCCGUGGGAUCAGGUCUCCCUGGAGCUGAAGGGCCAGACACCGACUCGACUUCAGCAUGGGACACCCCCAGCUCAGCAGUUCAUGGACCUGUAGGACCCCCAUCACCUGGCCUUGGGGACCAGCCUGGCACAAAUGAGGGACUGCCAGCAGCAGAAGAGCAAGGAGGCAGCACGGCAGAGGCAGCACGGGAAGGAGCAGGCAGUGGGAUUGAGUCUGAGCCAUCCCUGAGCUCCAGUGCAGGGAAUGGAAUAGCAGCUGGGAUGGAUCAGCUGCCCGGCACUGGUUCCCCAUCUGCUAUUGCCUCUCCCGGUGAUGUGGUGGCACCUUCUGUGUCAAGGGGUGAUGAAGUGGGACCCAUCUCAUCUGCAGCUCCUGGCCCUGACAGUCUGUCCCCAGCCUCUCCAGAUGGUGAAACUGGCCCAGGGCUUGGUCUGGUGGAGGGGGCUGAGAGUGCAGGGAAUGUGGAACAGACAGGAAACCCAGAGAGUGAAAAUCCUGACAUGGAGACAAGUCCUUCAGCUGUCAGCCCUGAGCAGGACCUCACUAACACCGGAGAGCUGCCAUCAGAAGACACAGGGGAUAUGGUAAAUGCUGAACUUUCCUCUCCAUCGGCACUUGGGGAUGGAACAGGAACAGGAGGAGCCCCAGCACUGGGACAAAUGUCCUCGCCUGGUCUUGCACCUUCCAGCAAUGCUGGAAUGGAGUCUGAUCUGUCAGGAGCUGAAGGACCAAGGGACCUGCCUGGUGAAUCUGCCAGUGCUCCUGGGGCUGGCCCUGUGUCUGAGGCAGAGACAUCGGUGAGCCCUGACCUCGGUGCUGCCCAGGGAGCACCUGGGUCUCCAUCCUCUGGUGGGUCACAGCCAUGGGGAACAGCAGCUGGUGCUCCCGUGGGAUCAGGUCUCCCUGGAGCUGAAGGGCCAGACACCGACUCGACUUCAGCAUGGGACACCCCCAGCUCAGCAGUUCAUGGACCUGUAGGACCCCCAUCACCUGGCCUUGGGGACCAGCCUGGCACAAAUGAGGGACUGCCAGCAGCAGAAGAGCAAGGAGUCAGCACGGCAGAGGCAGCACGGGAAGGAGCAGGCAGUGGGAUUGAGUCUGAGCCAUCCCUGAGCUCCAGUGCAGGGAAUGGAAUAGCAGCUGGGAUGGAUCAGCUGCCCGGCACUGGUUCCCCAUCUGCUAUUGCCUCUCCCGGUGAUGUGGUGGCACCUUCUGUGUCAAGGGGUGAUGAAGUGGGACCCAUCUCAUCUGCAGCUCCUGGCCCUGACAGUCUGUCCCCAGCCUCUCCAGAUGGUGAAACUGGCCCAGGGCUUGGUCUGGUGGAGGGGGCUGAGAGUGCAGGGAACGUGGAUCAGACAGGAAACCCAGAGGGUGAAAAUCCUGACAUGGAGACAAGUCCUUCAGCUGUCAGCCCUGAGCAGGGUGAACUGCCUGGUGCAGGUUCCUCAUCUGGUUCAGCCUCUCCCAGUGGUGAUGUCGCAGCAUCCUCUGUUUCAGACUCAUCCAGCCUGGGUGCACUUGAAGGAGCAGGCAGUGCUGCUGAGAGUCUUCAGCCCUCCCUGGGUGCUGGCACUGGGGUCCUUCCUGCUGCAGAAGAAGGGACAAGUGAAGGGGCUAGUGAUGGAGGGUCCACAGGGCAGUCCCAGGCUCCUGUUGGAAUGGGACCAGCUGUUUCCGUUUCCCUUGAUGGAGAAACAGGAGGUGUGCUGCAGUCUGCAUCUUCUUCCUCAUCUACAGAGGGGUCUUCAUUACCUGUGGGGACAGGCGAGGCUGCUGAUGAAACAAGCCUUCCUGGAGCUGCUGCAGCUGGUGCUGGCUUGAACACAGGCUUGGAGCCUGUUGGGCCUCAAGAAGCCUCUGUGUCUGCCCCUGGCACUCAAAGUGGUGCCAAUACUGAACUUUCUGAUGGAAAACUGGGCAAGGUUGAUGUGGUGGAGGUGCCUGGAGGAGCCUUGGUGAAUGGGGGACCUUCCCCUGGUGCCAGCCUGGUCCCAGCGGCUCCAGACAGCAGUGGUGUUUCCAGUGCCAUGACCACCUCAGUGGCUGCUUCUCUGCUUCUCCCUGGACAUGGGCUGAGCUCAGGGCUGGCACCCAGUGGGGACCCCGACUCUGCGCCAAGCACCCAGAGUGGGAGCAGCCCCCUGCUGCCAGGGUCACCCGCUGGGCUGCCAGAAGAAGCUGGAGGUGCUCAGUCCUGGUCUCUUGAAGAUGAGGUGGCCUCAGGCAUGCCAGCACCUUUGGGAGAAGCGUCCCCUCAUGCUCCCAUAUCCCCCAACGCUGCCCCAGCGCUGCCUUCUGCUCCACAGAGAGGAAAUUCAGCAGAGGGGGUGUCUGCCAGCCCCGGGCUUUCAGCACUUCCAGCUGUGCCCCUCUAUGGGUAUGGAGCAAGAGAAAAUGAUCGGGAGUAUGUGGAAAGAAGAGUGGAUUUUAAUUCUCCACUUUUCAAGCCCGAGACUGGAUUCCCGUUUGGUAAAACCCUGCGCAGCUCUCUCUACUUUACAGACAAUGGACAGAUCAUUUUCCCAGCCUCAGACAACAGCAUCCUCACGUACCCCAACCCUCCUCCCAAUGGCUUCAAUGGCCACGAAGAUGUCCCCAUGAUCGCUGUAUUUUGGGACAACGCUGACUUCUCCAGAGGUGUUGGCACCACCUUUUACCAGGAGUUCUCCACCCUCAACACGGCCAAGCCGCCCUUCGUCCUUGACGUGGAAGCGAAGGUCCGGCGGUACCUGAGGUCCUCCUACUCUGCAGUCUGGACCUUGAAAAUCACCUGGGAGAAGGCUCCUGCCUAUGCAGCACGGACUGACACCCGCAAGACAGUCACAUACCAGGCUGUCCUGACCACUGAUGGCUUCAGGUCCUACAUCCUGAUGCUGUACCAGGAUGGAGGCAUGCAGUGGGAUUACACCAGGCUCACUUCUACCAACGUGCUCAUCGGCUACACCAGUGGGGAUGGCUUUUACCACAACGAUGACCUGACUAAGAGACCUCCAGCUGCUAAAUAUCGCCCUGACCAGUUCAGGGGCUACAACACAGACCUCCGUGGGCUGUGGAUUUACAAGCUGGAGAGCCGCGUGGGCAUCAACUACUGGCUGAAGUGCCUGGCAUGGACAGGGAAGCAGCAGGAGCCCAGGGCAUGGAGCCAGGGCCUGCCCACCUGCCCCUGCUCCCUGCAGCAAGGGCAGCAGGACUCACGCUUCAAGAGCAGCCGUGGAGGCAGGUGGGGUGCCCGUGUCUCCAUGCUGCACUCGGCCUCCCCCAACCAGCACGGCGCCGGCGUCCGCUGCGUGUACGACAGCCAGAACCGGCUCAUCGAGGGGCGGCAGGAGAGGUACUGGAGGGCCUCCAGGCAGGCCUCACCCUACCGUGACCAGGAGCUGAAGCUGUAUGACUGGUGCUGUAACCGGGCGGGCAGUGCCCACCUCUGUGCCCGCUACAGUGAGAAGAGGCCGAGGAUUGGCUGUGAUGGAUACCAGUCACCCAGCAAGGAUUCCUCGGAGGAGGCAGAGGAUGACUUGGAUGAGCAGACAGAUGAAGAAGACAAGUAACUGGGAGGUUGCACACCCACAGCACGUUCUUGGCCAUGGCUGAUCCUCCAAGUCCUUUGAUCUGCUCUUCCCCUUGUCCCCCCACAGAACCCAUCAUCCCUGCCCACCAUGCAGGACAGCUCACUUGGCCAGUGCCUGCAGUUUCCUGCCCUGGAACAAAUUCACAUUUCUAACCCAGACGUGUCCCAAGGAUUCAGUUGCUUUAGUUGCCCUUUCCCAGCUGCAGCUGAGGGGCAGAACUGGUGGGGAGGUGGGCAGGUACCCCCACUGCACACACCAGCCUUGUCCUUCCUUCAUCCCACUGUGCUCCCACGCUGCAGGGUGAGGCUGGACCCCUGGCACGCAGGGAAAGGGUUAAACACCACGCAUGGGUUGACUGUGGCCAAGCCCUUGAA
Ficedula albicollis (Collared flycatcher) is the source of this 7835-nucleotide messenger RNA. Its product is annotated as mucin-4-like. The record is from RefSeq and is a predicted model, not a curated record. The transcript is spliced from 15 exons. Bases 91 to 7440 code for a protein of 2449 amino acids. NCBI's taxonomy places the organism in Eukaryota, Metazoa, Chordata, Aves, Passeriformes, Muscicapidae. Gene Ontology annotation, biological process: cell-matrix adhesion.